CAGGAACAAAAUAGGCAGAACAGGUCACAGGACAGGGACUACGACAUGACCCAAGAGGCAAGGCGGAAGGCCGAGGAGGCGGAGGAGGCGAAGAACAAGACCUACGAGACCGCGCAACAAGCCAAGGAGAAAACACAGUCUACAAUGAACCAGGUGAAGGACAAGGCGGCGCAGGAGGCAGAGGAGGCAAGGCGGAAGGCCCAAGAGGCGGCGGAGAAGACCAAAGAGACUGCCCAGGCCGGGAAGGAGAAGACGAGCGGGAUUCUUCAGCAGACCGGAGAAACAGUGAAGAACGUUGCACGCGGUGCGGCUGAUGCUGUGAGGAGCACUAUUGGGAUGGCCAAGAACGAUGACCAGGAUGAUCCUUAUUAUAGGGAGACUACUACCACUACUAGGACUAAUACUGGGACUACAGGGGCUCCUGGGACUGGGAAUUACCCAAGGAAUAGGAACUACUAGUUAGGUUAAUUACUCGAAUCGUUGUUGUUUAUUACAGUCGUUUGUUCUGUUUGGGCGAGUUUUAGGUUCUUCCCUCUCAUCACUCAUGAGAUGAGAUAUGGGGACAUGUUGUAUUUGGUUUGUUUAGUGUUGUAUAAGAGUUGUGACAAGACGUACAGCCGCCAUUUUAUUAGGUGGUCG
Molecule: messenger RNA, 639 nt
Organism: Rosa rugosa (rugosa rose)
Lineage: Eukaryota; Viridiplantae; Streptophyta; Magnoliopsida; Rosales; Rosaceae
Product: late embryogenesis abundant protein 1
Exons: 1
Coding region: 46-459 (137 amino acids)
Source: RefSeq, a predicted model, not a curated record